Hipposideros armiger (great roundleaf bat) is the source of this 18864-nucleotide messenger RNA. It is a transcript of the gene LRTM3, whose product is annotated as leucine rich repeat transmembrane protein 3. The transcript is spliced from 8 exons. Lineage: Eukaryota; Metazoa; Chordata; Mammalia; Chiroptera; Hipposideridae. The record is from RefSeq and is a predicted model, not a curated record.
AUGUCAAAGCAAUUUUAUUUGUUUAAAAAAGCUGUGAGAAAUGGAGUGGAAGAUAAUAUAUUUUUGACCUUAUGGGACUUUGUAGAGUCCUGGACUUCUCAAAAUGAUUGGAUGGCAAUCUUCUUUAUAAUUUUCCUAGGAAUUAUUUUUGAGAUCCUACUCCUAAGGAUUUGUACAUCCUUUCAGAAAAAGCCUGCACUUGCAGAAAAGGGUAAUUCGGAUUCUCAGGAGAAUGACGACAGUUCCCUGAAAAGCCUGACAUUUGAUAAUUGGUCAACUCAUUCAUCUUCAGAAGAAAGAGUUGAUGACUUUUCAGAAAGAAUAGUUACUUCAUCACUUACAUCUGAAGAAAAUGAAGGUAACAUUGAAAAAAGAGUCUCACCAGCAGAUGAAAUAAUGUGUGCAGAUACCAGGGAAAGUAAAUAUCAAAAAAAUUACUUUCGUGAAAGUCAUACGGCAUCUUCAACUGGGACUAGUUCAUCUUUGUCACCAUUUCAUUCAGAAAUAAAGAAAAUUUUUCUAAGCCAUAGACAGUAUCCAGAAAAUGAAAAUAAAAUACAAUGUUCAUCAAAGAAAUUAUUUUCAAUAAUGAAAACCAACAAAAAUAAAAGUGUAAUGUUUUCCUCUGACUUUAACUUUCCAAGAACCUCUGGAAUCACUACAGAAAGUGAAGAUCUCGAUGUGGCACCAUGCCCUCCCGCCCAUUUGUUUCUAUCUAGAGACCAAGUCAGACUUCUGGAAGAAAAUUUAAAAAAUCAAAUUCCUUUAAAACCCAAUGCUACAUUAGAGAGUAAAACUACUCUGUGCUCAAGACCUCAAGAGUCCUUGAUUCAGAAUCAACGUUCUGUUAGAAUGGAUAUUUCUGCCCAAGCACAAGAUUCUUUUCCAGCACAAAGUGCUAUUCAUAAUCAAGGAUUUUAUGAAACCCAAUUUACUAAUCAAGCUCAACAAUUUGUUAAUCACCAAGACUUAAUCAACAGCCAGCCUGAUAUUGAGUCCAGACACUUCGCUGUACCUCAAGAUUUAAGGAGAAAACCAUUUUCCAGCAGCACACAAGACCCCUUCCAGACCCAAGCCAUGGACAGGAGCCAACAUUUGGUCAAAGUCCCAUAUUCUGUUGAGACUCGAGAUUCAAUCAAAGGCCUAGAGUGUGAUAAAAAUCCCACAGAUGAGGUCCAAUAUUAUGGUCGGUCUGAAGAGUCAUAUAAGAUCAGAUAUUCAAUCCAGGGGCAAAAUACUACUAUUUUUAAAAAUGCCAGAUCUCUAGUUUUAGCUCUAAGUCCAAAUUCAGUUGCUAAAGGGAUGCCACAACUAAAGAGCAUAAAGCCAAAAAGCCAGAAACAAAUUGCUACAUCAAAAUUAAACCAGUAUUCUGUAUAUGGCUUAGUAUCUCUUUCAUCUGCCAUUAAAAGGCGGAAAAACAGAAGAAAAACAUUACACAGUAAAACUAAAUCCAGUCUCAAAGUUCCAUCUGCAAAGUCAAAGAAAACACCACCUUCAUGGGUAUUUCAAAUCGCAGUAUGUCACACUUCAAAACGUAGCAAGUUAGGAUGCAAGUAUUAUAGUAAGAAGAAAGAAUUACAUCAAAGUGAGGAAAUGGAAUGCAAUAUUAGAAGCAACAUUAAAAAUAUGCAAGAUAAAAGAAUAUCUGAUGCAUUUCACAAUGCCACCAACACUAUGAUUUCUGAACCACCUGAUACAGAAAUGCAUAGCGAAUUAAAAGCCAAAACAGAUACACCAAGAAUAAUAGGACUUAGUCAUUCAGUGGUAAAGCAAGAAAAAUUACCAGAUGAAAAGAAAAUAUGGAAUGCAAAAUGCAUUGAGAAGGGAUAUGUAUUUAAAAAGCCACAAGAACAUGACAGAGAGGAAGAGGAACAAAUUCUGCAAGAAGCAGUUUCACAGCUGACACAAGAUUUCGGGUUCAGCCAACAACUAAAGCAGAAGCCCAAAUCUGUUGAAUUUCAAAUAGGACAGAGCAGUUCAGGAAGUAGAAAAACUCAAAAUAAAGAGCAAGAGAUACAACCACAAACUCUUUCUACACAAACAAUUUUGGGGACUUGUCUAUGCCCCACCAUGGAUCCAUUUCAAGUUGAGAAGGUGAAGCAAAGUGGAGACAGACCGACAGGCAGAGAAACUGCAGAUCCGAAGACUCCCCUUACAGUACCAAAGGACGUACCAGCUGGGGAAGUUUUCACAGAAAUGCCAGAAUGGGGUGUCCCAUUUGGUGAAAGCCCCAGACAGACACCGGAUGAUCAUAUCGCAAAAGAAAAGGAAGACCUGAGGUCUUUCGUUACCCAUGUGCUUCCUUUAUCAUAUGUUAAAAGGCAGAAAAUCAGAAAAAAAAUAGCAGGAACGAUAAGUGUACUCAAUCCCAAAUGUGUAAAUAUGAAAGUAAAGAAGCCAGCAAUUUUACUGAUGCCUUAUCUCAACAGACAUGGUACUCUAUGUCUUAGAAAAAGACUGAGCGGCAAUUUAAACAUCCUAAUUAAACAGAUGCUUCCAGCUAAAAUUAUGGCAGACGUGCGUCUGAAUGUCAUUUACUCUCACGUGUCUAUUUUGCCUCGUGUUAGAACACACAGCAGAUUAAAUGCAGAAAAUCACCAUCAUAUGAAGCUAAAACAAGAGAAAUCACAAAUUGAGAGGGAAGAAAUUAAUAAAGAAGGUGACUCUGGAAACACACUAGAAGAAGCUAAAUUGCAAGAUGAACUGAGAGGGAACAAGGAAACUCCACCAAAAGCAGUCCUUAAUGAUAGCUGGAGUCUCAGAUUGGAUGCACAUCCAGAGAAGGAACUUAAAACAGAGGAAGAAAAUCAUCAACCAAUCACAUCUGCAGAAACCAUUAUGGAGUCUGUUUCCUCCUUCAUAAUGGACCCAUCUCAUGCUGAGAAUAUGAAGAAAAGCCUAACAACACAGACAGACUUAAAAUGCACUGCAGAUUCUGAGAUACCUCCUCAUACAUUAGAAAAAUCACUCAUUGGAGACCCUUUAAACCAAACAAGAGAAAGUGAUGUUUCAGAUUAUGGAAGUGAUACAAGAGAAAUGGAUUACUGUUUUGCAGAAACAAUGGCAGAAUUACCAAAAGAUUUACCCGCAACUUUCCCAGAGACUUUUAAUUGCCACGUGCCUGAUUUAACUCAUUCUAAAGUGAAGGAAAAGAGGGUAAGAUUCUCACACAUAAAUUGUACAGUGAGACCCAAGUCUAUACCAAUGAAGACAACGAAGCCUUCAGUUUCACAAUUAUUUAAUGUCACAGGUCACAGAGAGAAACUGGAAUCCAACUUUAAGACCCAGCUUGAAAUAAUCAACCAAGCUAAUGGAUUGGCAUAUGAAUUCCUAAAUGCCCUUUAUUCUCCCAUGCAUAGCAGAUUACAAGGAGAGGCAAAUGGCUUCUGUCAUGCGCAGUUAAAGCAAGGAGAACUCAGAGAUGAAGGGAGACCACGGUAUGUUGAUUUCUUUGAUAAGAGGAAUGCAUUUGACAACAAAGAAGCAAAAGUGCAAGACGGAGAGGAAGUGGAGCAGAAACCUUUGCUAGACGCAGCUCCUCAACAUACCAGAUGCUUCUCGGCUGAUGCAUGUCAAGGGGAGGAGACCCACCUUGACAAACCAGACCCAGCACUGAACUGUUUAACACAGGAGCUGCAGUACCAAACAUGUGUUACACAAACUGCUUUACAGACUGACCUCCAGACAGGUCCUAGAGAAGCUGAGGAACCCCAGAAAACCAACAAAACAGAAAAUGCCAUAACAGCUAAUAUGGGUCUGAAGAUUCCACCUCCCAAAGCAGCUCUACCAGCUCCAGAGAAUAACCAAGACUUCAUAGUCAAUGCAUAUCAGGAGAACCGUGACCUUGUUCAACCAGAUGAGGAACUGAAACAACCAGAAAGUAUAUAUAUUCAAGCACAACCACAAAUGCACAGUAUACAAACUAUUUUGGAUUCUGCUCCAUGCCCCAUAUUGGAUCAUUUUCAAUUUGGAAAGGUAGAGAAUGGUGCUAGGUUUUCACCUCCAAAGUCAGGGGAAGCAAAGAUUGAUAAAAUCAUAUUUUCUACAAGAGAGGGUGGUGUCCCAUCUGAAGCAAACCAUCCAAAGGAACAGGCUGGUGAUAUUGAAAAGCAAGAGACAGUGACUUUUGAUUGCUGCAUGCCUGCUUGUUCUACAUCCAAAAGGAAGAGAAACUUCAAACAAUAUUUAGGCAUGAAAACUUUAGUGAAUCCCAAAUGUGAAAUUUUAAAAGCAAAGAAACCAUCGAUUUCAUACAUACUCAAUAUCAAGGGUAGUCCAAGCCAUAGAAAAGAACUGGGAUUUAACUUGACAACCAAAACGAAAGAAGUGCAUCAAGGUAAAAAAAUGGCAGAUAAAAUGUGCUCCUUCAUGAGUAUUAUACAUGACACUAAUAUGUAUAGCGAGAUAGAAAGAGAAAAAGAUAGGUUAGGAGAAGAAAGACUGAGUUCUAAACAAGGAAGGCAAGCAAUAUCACAUGAAGGGAAUAUUAUUUCAGAUGACACCAAAGAAACCAAUCUUCAAGGUGAAGAGGAAGAAAACAGUGAACAGGAGACAUUAUUAAAAGUAGUUCUGCAACACAGCCAGCAUUUCGUAUUCUGUUCAGACCAGAGGGCGGAGCUUGACCUUCACAAAUCAGAAAACAAAAGAAGUAGGAAAAUACUGUUUGCUGUAGAACAAGAUGUCCCACAACAAAUGCAGCCUACAGAUCCAGUGCAGGUAGAGGAACCAAAGAGAAGCCACCAGACACAAAAUGUCACAAUAUAUACAGCAAGUUCAAAGUUUCCUCUAAUAAAGUCAAAGGAAUCACUGGUUGGUGAAGGUUUAAUAGAUACAAUGACAUGUAGUGAUGCAAGUGAUGGGAGCCACACAGAGAAACUGUACAGUCAUGGUAAGGAGGAAAAGACAGAGUUUAAAAAAGAUCAACAAGCCACUGUCCUGGAGUCUUUGGAUGUCACCACCCCUGACCCAUCUGAAUCUAAAAGGCAGAGAAAGACAUUUACAUGUACAGCCUUAAAAAUUAGAAUGAGUCCCAAAGGUGUAAUUAUGAAGGCAAGGAAGACACCAAUUUCACAGAUAUUUACCAUCCCAGGGAAUGGUUGUCUAAAAAACCUACCUUUCAAGACCCUGAAAUCACAGAUUAUUGACUUUUUACUUUAUAUGAAACAUUUUGCGGUACUGGAAGAUCUUACAGUAGAGAGAAAGGAAGGAUUAGCACAAGAAUUACCAGCAAUGAUUCUCGAGUCUUUGGAUGUAUCAACACUUGCUUUACCUACAUCUAAGAGAAACAUUCUAAAACUUAUACACAAGAAAAAUAAAAUGAGUCCCAAAUGUGUAACGUUGAAGGCAAAGAAGUCACCAACUUCCCAGACAUUUAAUAUCACAAAACGUGGUACACCCAUCCAUGGAAGGCAAUUUGAAUGCAACUUCAAAACCAUGAUGAAGCAACGUAAACCUGUGGCGCAUAUAAUGCUAAAUGCUAUUUCCUCUGCCAUGCCUAUUUCACUUGACAUGAAAGUACGUAAGAGAAUAAAAGUUGAAACAGACAUGCCCUGGAAGAUGAGAUUCAGUCAUGAACCGCGACAGCAAGAGCCGUCACCAGAUGGAGAGAGAGCCUGGUGUGCUGGUUCUAGUGAUAAGAGGGACAGCACCUCAGAGAGCACAAAGGAAGUCCAAGAUAGAGAAGCAGUUCCUCGGGAUUCUCAACACUUCAGUUUCAAAGCUCAUAAAAUUAAGGAGCCUCACUUUGUGAAAUCAGAUCUAGAACUGAAGAAUUCAGCAAGGAAAAAAGUCCCAGAAUCACUCCCCACAGCACAGGAGAUGCAGCAACAAACACUUUUCACACAAAGUGUAUUGCGUUCUAUUUCUUGCUCUAUUUUGAAUUUACUUCCAUUUGAGAAGCUACCAAAAAGAACAGAAACACAAAAAGGAUUAAAUGAUACAGGGAGUCCAAAGAUUUUAUCUCUGAUGCCAAGCAAGUCAAUUAGUGAAUCUUUAAUUGUUACAGCACAGAGUGGCCUCCCAUUUGAGAAAAGCCCUCAGAAGGAAGUUGCUAGUUCUAUGCCAGAGGGAGAGAUAAGGUUACAAAAGGAUUUCCAAGAGAGAACCCUAGAGCCUUUUGAUGUCUCCAUGCCAGCUUCAUCUGAGUUUAAAGGGCAGGGAAAUGCAGCACAAAUCCGUAAGUCUAGAACUGGGGCAGCGCAGAUGGCAUCAGUUUUAAGGACAGUUAAUGUCACUAGGUCUGGUGCCCUUCGCCAUGGAAAGGAACAGGAUCACAUCUUGGAAAACAUGACCAAAGAAAUACCUCUAGGUAUGUCAAAUAUAUUUAUAAAUACCUUUCUCUCAUCUACACCUGUUUCACCUGCCGUCAAAACGCAUAAAAAAGUAAAAGCAAAGAAAGGCCCAUUAAUAAAAACCAAUAUUACACAUCUAAAGCAAGAUGAAGGGAAAACACUGAAUACAUAUGCCUCUAAUAAAUGGAGUACCUCAAACAACACAUCAGAAUCAAGAUGGCAAAAUGAAAAAGAAAAAGAGGGCAACGAACUGUUAUUGGAAGCACAUCUACAAUUCCUGAAUGGUAUAGGAAGUGGAAAAGAUCAAAAUAUGCUUAUUGUAGAGCAAGAAGUACAACAAAAGACACUGGUUUCAGCAAAUAUAUUGGAGUCGACUUGUUCUCCACUGAUCCCAACUAAAAAUCUGAAGAAGAAUAUUCCACCACAAAAAGCCAUACGACAUAGAAUUGGUGAAAAGAUUCCACAUCCAAAACCAGGGAAAGCAAUGUUUGAUGAUCUUUUAAUCAAUGAAACUACAUUUGAUGGGAGCCCUACAAGAAAGCUGGAUGUUAACAGUGCAGUUUACCUACAAUCUGAAGAAGAAAAGGAAGACAUAAAAACAAUAAAAUACACAGUUGAUCAAAAUAUCCCACCAACCAAGUCAGGGAGCUCAGUGCUUGGAGAGCCAUGUAAUAAAAGCUGUAGAAGGAAAGUGGGAGGUCCUAUUGCCAAGAACCAUGAAGACUUGCAAAGAGAAUUACUAACAGUGUCUACAACGUCUGUUUUGUCUGAGUCUAACAGGCAGAAAAAGGUAUUAAAAUUUCCAGAAAGGAAAAAUCUUACCUAUUUUUGGAAUCUAAAGACUCCAUUUUCAAAAGCAGGGAAAUCAGAGACUGAUUCAAUACAAUGUGACACUCUCUGGGAUGGAAAUCCUAGGAUGAAAUUUGCAAAAGCAGCAAAUGUGAAAAACAGUGUACAUACUAAACAGGCAAAAGUGAAGACAAAGAAACCACUUGGUUCCCAGAUGCCUAAUACUACAGGAUAUGGAGCCCAAAGCAACAAAAAGAAACUGAGAUGUGACAUUCAUACACAGAAGAAGGCGUUCCAGCAAGGUAAAACUGUAGCAGAUUUAGUCUUGAGCCCUAUUUGUGACUCUGGAUCUAUUCCAUCUCAAAUUAAAGGGUUUGUGGAAGUAAAAAGAGAGACAGACAAGUCAAGAAAGGUGAUACGCGUUCCUCCACCAUUAAAGCUGAACAAAUCACUAAGAAGAAAAAUGUCAUCUUCACAGUCCACUGAUAAGAGUGUUAUAUCAAGAAAUAUUAAAACACUGAAACAAUAUAUUACAGAGCAAAAAGAUAACCACCAAACUGUUUUACUAGACAUUCUCUCACAAGGUAGAGAUCAGUUAGUGAUUAACCAACAAGUGGAGAAAGAGCCUGACCAUGUCAAAUUAGCAGUAGAUUUGGGAAGAGACGUAUAUCUUGAUCUCUCCUCACAGGAGAGGCAAAUCAAUUACACUAGGUUUGACAUCCCCCAAAUUAGAACACAUACAGAAAUUGAAUUCCUUACUGCACCAAGAAUAAAGGAUGGAGAUGUAGACAUUGUCGAAUGUUCAGUUUCAUUUCCAUGGGGGAGAGAAGUAUCAGAGAAAACUGGUAAUUCAUUAAGUUCAAAAGGACAGAAUAUGUUCCUUACAGAGUUGGAUGCUUCUCAACAGAAGAUUUGCAAAGAGCAAGAACUGCUGAAACAAGGAAAUACUUCAAUGACAAAUCUGGAGUCUACUGCCUGCCCCAUUACGGAACCUCCUAAUUUGGAAAACACAGGAAAGGUAGCUGAGAAAGACAUGUACAUUAAUAGAAAAAAUAUUUCACAUCUAUUGGGAAGAGAAGGAUUAAAAGAAACUGAUAUCUUACAAGGACAGAAAUUUCCCUGUAUAAAUCUAGAAGUAGAGCAAAAUAUGUCUGCAGUGAAACCAGAUCACAUCCCUGAAAGUAUUCUGGAUUCUGUAUCUUGCCCCAAUAGGGAACCUCUUCAUGUAAAACAGUCAGUAAAUACAACAAGGGAAGAAAAUGUUAGCAUCCCUAUAAGCUUAGAUGUAAACCCAUGGAAAAAAGAGCAAUUAAAGUUAACUGAUAUUCCAUUAAAAUCAAAUAGACAGAAAAUGAACUUUUCAGAAAAAACAAGGGCAAAGCAACUCAAUAGUUCUAAAGAAAAUAUUGUGGAAUCCAUUUCCUCUUGUAUAUUGCAUCAUCUCCAUAUUGAACAGCUAAAGAAAGAAGUCUCAGCAAAAGGAAUAAAAUCAACAGUUUUGGGUCAAACGGUAGAGAAAUCGUCAAAGGAAGCAGGUAUUCCAGUGGACCAACCUCCGUGCUCAGAAGGAAUUAAUUUGCACAUUAGAGGAAGAAAAGAGCAUCAACAAGAAAGUAUGUGCAAAGUUCUUCCAACAUCUAUUUCUUAUUCUUCAUUGGAUAUACUUCAGAUUAAGUCUCCAUGGGUAAAGAAAGCAUUCAAGGCCGUAGACAGUCCAACACAGCACACUUCAAAUACAGAAGGAAAAGAAGAGCAACCAGAAUGAAUUGGCUCACUUAUUACAAGAAAAGGAGAACAGCAAGAAAAAUGUACAUGUGAGAUGCUUCCAAAGCCUGCAUCCUACUCCAAAACAGGUCUACUUCAAAUUAAUACCCCAUUGCAACAAGUAAAAUCAGAUGACACAAACAUGAUGCAUUGUGAAUAUUUAACUUCACAAGCUAAAGAAGCAUUAAAAGUAAUGGAUGACAUAGUUGGAUAUACUCAAAAAAGUGAAAAAAGACAAAACUUAUUCAGUAUAGAACAAAAACAACAGCACCUGUUGAUCCCCUGUGAGAAUUUUCUGGAGCAUAUGUCUUACCCUCAAAAUGAUCCGUGGCUCCGGCAAAACUUAAUGCCUCAGACAAAGAAAGCAUUAUCAGAAGUAGGUAGUGUGUCAAGCAGGGCAACAGGAUUAGACUUGUUUUCUAAAGAUCAACCAAAUACUGUAUGUGAGUAUGAACUGGAAUGUACUGUGCCCUCAAUUCCUCCAAAGCAAAUGAAAAAACAAAAUGCAGCUCUGCCUUUAGAAUCAUGCAGUGAAACUAUAAAACAUCUGAAUGUUUCAUUUCCAAAAGGAAAGAAAUCAUUGGAUAGGGCACAGGUAAUUGAUUUAACAUCUAAUGGCAGCUCCCCUAGGCUAAGAAUUAGAAAGAAGGUGCCAUUAUGUAAGGCAUAUCAAAAAAAGGUACAAAAAGAUAUAUGCUUACCUGGAAUGUUUUCACAUUCUCCUUCUGUCUUCAUGCCUAUUUUGCCUGAGAGUAAAAUACAGAAGGAUAGCGUAAAGCAAAGAGUUAAGAAAGACAUAAUAUGCUCCAGAAGAAGAACUUUGAAGUUGAAGAAAUCAGUAUUUCCAAGUACACUCGAUAUCACUGACUGUGGUACCCCAGGCAACAGACCAGAACUGCAGUGCAACAUAAAAGAGAAAACGGUAAAUAAGAAACAAAGAAAGGGUAAACCUGAUUUGGUUGUGACAAAUAUAUAUGAGUUUAUUCCUGCUUUACCUCACCUCAAAUUGAAUACACAGACAGUUGAUGGGAUUAUCACAAAUAAUUUUAAAAGAACAAAACAACAUAUAUCACAGACAAAGGAGGAGGAUAGAAUCAAAGGAGUUAAUAUGAAAGGAAUAAUGAAUCUCAAUGUGAUUUUGAAGGGAAAGAAAUCAUCGCUGUCACAUACACUCGAUAGAAAGGAAAUGCCUGUGCAAAUAAAGCAAGAGAGCAAGAUGCAGAUAGGUGAAGGUAAAUCAGGUGUGAAACUGACAACCUUAUGUACUUCCUUACCAUCUCUAUCAUGUCCUAAUUGGAAUUCAAGAAUAAAAGUAGGAGAAGAUAAAGCAGGAAUACUAAGGAGCUGUCUUCCACCACUAAAGCUCCAGGCAUCGUCAGAUGUUAGGAAAACAUCAUUUGCAGAGUCAAUUAAUAGAGAUAGUUUAAGCAAUGUAAUAAAACCAAAGCAACAUUUGCCACAGAAAAAGAGGGAAGACAGAGAAAAUAUAGUAUAUGUGAAAAACAUAAUGGGCUUCAAAUGUAUCACUUUUAAAGGGAAGAAGACACCUUUUAAACACAUACUGCAUGGAAAAGAACCACAGUGGAAAAAUAAAGAACAAGAGAAAGUGAUGCAGGAAGAUAAAAGUGAUCUGCAUGUAGUUCAGAAUAAAGCCCAUGCUUCCAUUCCUUCUUUACCUUACCUGGAACAGAGUCCUGGAAUAAAAGGAGUAUAUAUGCGAGGAAUAACAAGAUGCUGUUUUCCAUUAACACUCCAAGAAUUAACAGAUGCAGUGGAAAUAUUUGAGGAGCCAACUGGUGAUACUUCAAGCAGUAUUAAAAAAGCAAAAUUUAGGCCACAUAAAGAGGAAGAUAGAGUUGAAAUGGCUUUGGAAGACAUAAGGCAUCCCAAAAGAAUAGCUUUGAAGGCGAAGCAGCCUCCAAUUGCACAGGAAUUACAGUUGAACAUCAAAGAAAAAGAGAAAAAGCUUCAGGAAGAUAAAGAUAAACAAGUUGGGAUGCAGAGCAAAUUUUGUGCUUUCAUUUCUUUGCCACCUUACUCUGCAGUGAAUAUAAGAAUAAAAGGAGAAGCAGCUAUGCUAAUAAAAACGAGAUCCUCUUUUCUACAACCAAAAUUUCAGGGGUCAGCAGAUAUAGGAAAAAUGGUGUAUAAAAAGUCUCUUUAUGGUGAUAUCUCAAACAGUGUAAAAAAAGCCAAAGAACAUACAAUGCAGGAAAAAGAUGAGAGAAUAAAAAUGGCAAAAGCCAUACCUUUGAAGAAAAUGAAAUCAUCCAUUUCACAGGAAAUCCAGUGGGACAUCAAAGAGCAAGAGAAAAAGAUACAAAAUUUUAAAUGUCAAUCAAGUGUGAUUCUGACCAAUACCAGCACUUCCAUGCCUGAUGCUUCUCACUUAAAAUUGGAUACAAAAAUAAAAAAAGCAGACUAUUUAACUGAAGUAAGGAGAUACUCUCUUCCAGAACUAUCACACCACAAAUCAUCAGAUGCAGAGAAAAGAGAAUAUACAAAGUCAGUUGGGGGUGAUAUCAUCUCAGAUGUAAAAUCAGGACAAGACUACGAGCCACAAAAAGGAGAGAAAGGAGGAAAAAUAGUAACUACAAAAGAUAUAAUGUACUGCAAAAACACAACUUCUAAGGCAAAGACAUUACCACUUCCACGUGUACUUGGUACCCCUAGAGAUUGUGGCUCCCAAAUUAAAGAAGUACAGACAAACAUAAAAGAAAAAUUGGGACACACACAGGAAAGGAAAAGUGAACUAGAUGAAGUUCUGACAAGACCUUCUUUACCUCAAUUUAAAUUCAACAAAAGUAGAGAAGGCAAGGAAGAGAAGCGAGGAAUAACAAGACCCUUUCUUUCGUGCUCAUGGCAGAAGGAAUCAUCAGAUGCAGACAAAUUAAAAUAUACAGUGUCAUCUUUGAAUGAUAUCUCAAGUGAUUCAAAAAGAACAAAAUACAUGAUGCGGAAAGAAGAGGAUAAAGCAUACGUUUUUAAGAAAGACACAAUGCAUCCCAUGUGUGCAGCUUUGAAAGCAAAGACAUCACCCCUUUUCCAUAUACUCAAAACAAAAGAAUUGCAAGUGAAUAUGGAAGGGCAAAUGAAAAGGGGGCAGGAAAGUAACAAGGACACAAUUGUGAGUGAAAUUUGUCCUUUUGUUACUUCCUUAACACAUCCUAAAUUGGAUGCAAUAAAAGAAGAGGAAGGUGAACCAGGAAUAAUAAGAAAUUAUGUGCCAUGUCUUGAGUUCCAACAGUCAUUGUCUUCAGGGCAAAUAGCCUUUACAAAGUUCACUGACAGCUAUGUAGAGAAAGGAAAACAGCAUCUACCACAGAAAGAAAAGGACAGAUUACAGUUCCCUGUGUCAUCAGGUGCUGAGGAAAUCAAAUAUGCAGAUUCCAAUGAAGAGAUCAGCUCAUGUAAUGUAAUAAUAAAAGUUAGUCAACAUAUGCCAUGUACAGAGGCAAAGGACAAAGUAAAAAUAGAAGAUGGGAAAGGUAGGCUAUUCCCCCAAAUAACUUUAAGAGCAGAGAUAUCACCACUUACACAUCUACUCAGUAGAAAGAGACUGCAUUUGAAUAUUGAAGAGCAAUGGAAAGAUGUGCACGAAGGCCAAGGUAAGUCAGAAGUGGUUCUGAGGAAAACUUCUGCUUCCUUACCUUUUCCAUCUCCCCUGAAACAGGAGACUAGAAUGAAUGGAAAGGAAGACACACUAAGAGAAACACAAUCCCAUUUUCCACCACUGAAGAGUCAGGAUCCAUCCAAUCCAGGCAAAAAAGCAUAUACUAAGUCAUUUGAUGGCUAUAUGUUAAAAGAGGAAGACAGACCCAAAAUAGAUAUUGAAGACAACAUGUUCCCAAUAGAUAUGGAUCUGAUGGCAAAGAAAUUACCACUUCCACAUAUACUCAAUACCAAAGAAUUGCAGUGGAAAAUUAAAGAGCAAAAGAGAAAGGUACAGGAAGAUAAAAAUAAACUAGUUACAAAUGUGAAAAACAUUUGUACUUCUUUACUGACCCUACCAUAUCUUAAAUUUGAUACAACAGAAGAAGAGGGGUACAUGAUAAGAGUUACGAAGUUGCCUUUGCCACAACUACAGUCCAAGGAAUUAUCAGAUGCAGCAAAAAUAGCAUAUGCAGAAACUGAUGGAGAACUUUCCAGUAAUAUAAAAGAAUUCAAAGAACACAUGCUACAUAAAGAAGAGAAGGAUAGAGACAAAAAAGUAGAUGUGAAUGGUGUAGUAGAUCCCAAUGAUAUGUUUUUGAAUGCAAAGAAAUCACCUAUUUUACUUCCAUGCAAUCUGGGGGACCUGCAAUGGAAAACUGAAGAGCAAGAGGGGAAGGUUCGGGAGGCUCCCUGUGAGCCAGUGGGAGUAAUGCUGACUAAGACUUGUGCUUCUACACCCUCCCCGCUUCACCAUAACAUGGAUACCAGAAUCAAGGAAAAGAGCACACCCACAUUAACAAGAUCCUCUGUUUCCCCAGUACACGUCCAGGAAUUAGCAGAUUCUGAGGAAGUGGUAUACAUAGGGCCAAUUACAAGCGAUAUUUGGAUCCGUCCACAAAAAGGAAAACAGUGCACGCCACAGGACAAGGAAGAAGAUGGAGUGGAGAUAAUAAACCUCAUGUUCCCCAGACACCAAGAAAAGAAGAUACAGGAAAGGAAAGAUGAACCAGGUGUGCUCCUGACCCAAUCUCCUACUUCAUUACCCUCUCUCCCUCACAUCAAUUUGGGUAAAGAAAUACUAGUAGGUGAUGAAAUGCUAGUACUUAAAAGGUCUGUUUUGCAGAGAAUAUCAAAUGCGGGGGAAAUAGUACAUCCUGAGCCAAUUAAUGGAGAGAUCAUAAAAGAUGUUCAAAGCAAGAAACAGCAUGUACCUCAGAAAGAAGAGAGGGACAGAGAAAAAACAGUAGCUGUGAGAGUUUUGACUCAUACCACAGAUAGAACUUUGAAGUCAAAGAAAUCACCCCCAUAUGUGCUCCAUAGAACAGAAGUGCAUUUGAACAUUGGAAGGCAAGAACAGAAGAAACAUGAAGGUCAAGGUAAACCACCCAGUAUGGUGCUAAGAAAAGUGUAUGUUUCCAAACCUCCUCCAACUAACCUUAAGUUGGAUAAAGGUACACAAGUAGAUGGAGAAGGGCUUAGAGUUAAAAGACCCUGUCUAUUUCCACUAAGGCUUUCAGCAUUAUCAGAUGCCGAGAAGACAGUAAAUACAGAGGCAAUUGGUGGUGGUGUAAGGAAAAGAAAACAAUAUAUAUCACAGAAAGAAAAAAUGCAUGAAGUAGACAUGAGGAUCAGGAUGCAACACAAGGAGGCCAGGAUUUCACCAAUUUCCCAUAUAUUUAAUACAAAGGAAUUUGUGUUGAAUAUUAAAAAGCUGAAGGAAAAAGUGCACAACAAUAAAGACGAACAAUGUAUGGUUCGGACAAGCACUUUUCUUUCCAUCCCAUCAGCACCUCCCCUUUAUCUAGAUUCAGGGAGCAAAAGAGACAAAGACACACCAAGAAUGAGAGGAUCCGCUUGUCUGCAGAAAAAACCCCAGGAAUCAUUAGAUACCCAGACAACAGCUAUUAGAGAGUCAGUUCCUGGUAGUAAAAUCGUUCUGAAAAAAGCAGGAUGCGCUGUACCACGAGAAGAGGCAGUGCAACAGUGGACCUCAAACUUUAUGAUCAGUGUACAGCGGAGGAAUGAGAUGCCACAAGCCAAAUCUGAAGGAGAUCUGAGUCAGUUAAUUGUAAGUUCACAGCACGAGGACAUUCCUUUCACAGGAUUGGAUACCCUGAGAGGUGGAAAAAGGCCAGAAUGUUUCUGUACAGGGCUAAAGGCUCAGCCAGAAAAGUCCAACCCAGAAACUUUUACUACAUUUCUUCCCUACCCCACAGUGAAUCCAACUAAAAUUGAAAAUCUGAAGAAAGAAACCAAAAUAAUGGAUCACUUAAAGCAUAAAACAGGUCCUCAGACUUCAGUUUCACUGCCAAAGGAAAUAUCUGAGGAACUAUGUGUCACAUUGGGCACCCCUGUAAGUUCAAAAGCAUUUUCUAUUUCUGAGGAAGAUGACCACCAAACAUUAUCAAAAGUAUCUCUAGGCUCUGCAGAUUCAUGUAAAUUUGAUAAGCCAGAGAAAGAUGUACAAAGUAAUGACAACAUGAGCAAAAUGUUCUCUUCCAAAGUAUUAGCACAACAGAUAAAGGGGUCACUUAAGAAAAUGCAUAUCAAAAAGUCAAAUACUCACCAAAAUAUAGAAGAACAAGAAAUUGUCAUGAAAAAGCUGGGGGUACAGCAGAUUGAGAGUGGACACAAGACCAGGCUGAACUCAAGCCUUUCUCUUAAGUUUGCACUUCAAAAUGGAAAGCAGGAGACACCCUUGGAAAUAGGGGUACAUGAGCAAACUGCAAUGUACCCUGGAAUACAAACACUACCAGGAAUGCAUAUGGGUAUUACAGAGUUGGAUACCACACGAGGGAAAAAAGUACAGGCACUGCUUAUCCUAGAACAAGACGAAUGCAUUCUAAAAUCGCUCCAGCAGUCUCCUUCCCCCCGCGGGACUUUCCCACUUCAAUCUGGAGAUCAGAAAGAGAAAAACGAAACUGACACAAGCAAGACUAUAAAUGCAAACCAAAAAGAAUUAGAAAUGGAAGACGGGAAAUUAAAGAUAGACACAAACAUAGCUGUCCAUCUGAAAGAGGACAAAAUAGAAAUGCACAAACACACCAUUGUCAAUUUGGAGAAGGAGAUAAUAAAAAUGGAUACAAGCAAUACUAUAAACCUGAAAGCUCCAUCUGUAAAAGCAGAGACAUCUCAAGUUAAGACUCAAGUCAUCACUGAUGAGGCAAACAGCUGCCCAAUCAAGCAAAAACAUAAAAAGAAACUGGAAAUAUGUAAUGCAAAACAAAACAUUCAGCCACAAAAAUUGUUUCAGAAACAUAUGCUGGAUUCACUGUAUGCCUAUAUUCCUCUUUCUCACAAAUUUGAAGGCCAGAAAGGCAGAUUAACAAUAGCAGAUUUGAAAAGAGAAAUGUGCCCCCAAUUUUCAACCAUGACAAUCCCAAAGCAUCCAGUAUUACAGAUUCUUGGCAACACAGGACACGGGACUCGAAGCAAUAGAAAGAAAUUAGAGUAUGAUUUUAACAAACCAAAACAAAUAGCUUUGUGGAAGGAAGGUGCCUCAGGAAUAUUUAUCAGAAGUCUUUCUAUUUCCAUGAUGAGUCCAUCUCAGACGGAAGAAACAAUAGAAUCUGAGAUGAACCUAAAAAGAGAAAAGAGAAUCUGUCUUUCUAAAUUCCAGGAGAAGUCACCAAAUGCUAGUAAAGUUGUUAAGAGGAACAAAUCAAGCACUAUAAAAAAAUGGGACCAGAAUUUUACAAACAUAGUUCCAGAAGAUUCCUACCCCUUCGUGGUGGACCAACAGCAAAUGCAAAAACUUCCUGGUGUCAAACCAGAAGCAAACCUCAGCAGUGAAAUAAAUAAGAAAAAUUUAACUCCACAAACAGAAGAAAGGGUUGUUCCAGGGCAUGUUAUCUCAAGGAUCACAAAAGAACCUGACUUGCUUAUGAUCGAGCAACAAGAAAAGGAGCCAAAACCCAUUCUGACACCCACAGAGUGUCCAUGCGUAUCUGAAGAUCCAAAGGAAAAUUGUGCCUCGCCACCUGUGCAUAGGGGUCAGAGUGAACCCAUCCAGAACACAACCACACAAACAGUCCAACAACAAAACCCUUUUUCAGGAACUGUACCCAUACCACCCCAAGUUAAAAGUAAUGAAAUAAAAAUAGUGGCAGAUAGUACAAAUGCAGAAAGUUUACUUCCUCUUUACGAAGCAAUUAAAAAUGUCUUUGAGUCCCAGCUAAAAAAUAUGACCCAAGACAAAGUUUAUGCUGAUAUAGUGGGAAAAGUACAGGUCCUUAAACCUGAGGAUUGGAAGUCACCACCUUUUGCAUGGGGUCCAGAUACAACAUCCACGAAGAUACAUCCUAGAUUGCAGCCAAAACCCAUUUUAAAAUGUUUGACUCCCAAAUUAAAAAAUAAGCUCGCCAGUCAUUUGGAGUCAAAGGCACUUGAAAUACAACUGAAUCUGAUACCAGAGAUGGCAAAACAGUCCUUCCAAAAGUUCAACUUUUAUCUCAAACUGGCUAUUUCAGAAGAAAAGAGUUGGAGGCUUUAUCCAAGACAUAAAAAAAUGUACUUUUUGCCUCUAGAAGGGAUUGAUACUAUCGAUCUUAACUUAAAACACAAAUACCGAAAAGAUUCACCUCAGGUCAGCUGUAUGAAGACACUGAUUGUGGAUGUUUCAAGUGGCAGCAAGGAGAAUACUACAAAGUUGAAGAGUAUUAAAAAGCUAGAAAGUGGAGCAUCUGCAGUGACUUCUGCUAAUGAGAUGCCAUUGUCUCAUAUUCUCCAGAAAUACCCAGUAGAAGAAAAAGACAAACUUCUCAUACACUUUUCUGUGAAAACAUUGGCAAUUCAAAUGAAAGCCUUUCCCAGGAUUGUAAUAGAAUCUUACGCAAUGGCCGAUGCUCAGGGUAGAAGGAAAUCUCGAUCUAAACAUAUUCAUUCUGGUGUCAAAGAACCAAAACAAAAAAACAGAAUUUUGUUACUUUUUGAGGAAAAACCUCUUCAUCAAAUAGAUCUUGAUUUGCAAUACAAAAAGCUUCGUUUUUUCCUGGGGAUUCCUGUAGAAAGUAUGUCCCCUAAGCCAAAAACACUUCCCAAACAUAUUAUUAAAUUAAACACAGUUGCAAUAUGUAAAGAAGUAGAUAAUAGUGGAGAAAGUGAUAGUCUUUCCAUUGAUACAGAACUGUUAGAAAAACAUUGCUCUUUCAAAAACCACAGUCCCUAUGAAAACUCAUCAUUGAUCAGAAAAUUCCUGGAGCCAACCCAUGUGUGUGCUUCUAACCCUGAACAACGUGGAACAGUGAAGAAAGGCACUACAGCUUUUUUAAAAUCUCAUGUAACUCCAGAAAAAGAUAAACAAUGUCACGUAUGGUUUCAAGAAACAAAUACACAUGAAUCUUUUGAUUUAAAGACUCAGGAACAUGUUCCUAAUUUAGUUGAUUCUCAUUCAAUUCAGGUUUCUGAAGGUUUUACUGACCGUCAGACAUUUAUUGAGAGUUCCGCUGACUUGGAGGAGUGCUCAGUUCUUGAAGUACGUGAGAGUGAAGAAUGUUUGUUUUCAGAAGCCAACCCUUAUUUAAGUCAGGAAUCACAAAACAUUUCAUCUGAAUUACAGAAAGGCAUUCCUUUGGAAAAUGUCUACACGAUGAAAAAAAUCAAAACUGAUUUGAAACCAUUUUACAGUGAAGAUUCAGGUUCCCAUCAUAGUAGAGGCUGCAGAAAACAUUCCUCAAUUGUGACACCACCUUCCUACGAAUCCUGCAGAAGCAGGAAACAUAGGUCGUCGUCCUCCAAAAUGCAAUCUCCUGACUGGUUGUGUCACCGUUCACUCAACACUGUAGAAGUCCCAUUUGUAUCAUCUUCCGUUUCAUUCAGUGAAGAGAAGUUUUCAUGGAUUACAAGAAACAGAACAAAUUACACUUUAGCUCCCUUAACAGAAUCAAAUAUUAAAUUACAUCUUAGAAAAAGCCAAGACAAACCUCACAGACAUCUGGAAAGCAAAAAAAGAAAGAAGGCCAAAUUUGAUGUAUUUAGAAAGAACAUUCAUUGGAACUGUGAUUAUAGUUAUAUGCAGAGUAAAGAGAAAUGCACAAGAAAGAAGAACGCGUGUGGUGAUGAGUCAGAAAGAGUAGAUUAUUUCCCAAGCAAACACAGGUCAGCAUCAAAAUCUCAUCAAGAGGAUGGCAGCGUCCAUUCUGAAGGAAAACACAACCAGCCAUUUUUUUACGCCUGUAUGCCAGCAGACUCACUGGAGAUUAUACCCAAAACCAUUCGCUGGAUUAUUCCCAAAAAAACUUUAAAGAAGAGAAACGUCAGAGUUCCCCUAGUGGCAAAGAUUUCAAGUUCUUGCAGUAUAUGGAGUUCAUCCAGAAAGUUGUUGGGGUCACUCUUAGAGUCCUUUCACGCAGUUCAUCCAAGUUGA